UUCUUAAUGAUUUUAUUUUUUCAGUUAAAUAGUUAAUUUUUUAUCUUUCCUGACUACACCUAUACACACCACCCAAGGCAAAUUUGAGAUUUCCUGUCCACAAAUACGAGGCCAAUGCUGAAGCGAACGUCUUAUGGCUGGUAGAUCCAAAAAGAAAGCAGGUACAGCAUCCCCUCGUAAACGAACUCGUAAAUCCAAUAGUAGCCCUGAUAAUAACCGAACCCAAGCCCCUUCUGCGGACCCCACAAGCCCCCCCAGCCCCGCCAGCCCCACCAAAUCCGUGGGGAGCCCAAACAAAAGGGUGAAACGUGAAAUUAAGGAAGAGUCGCAACUUUUAGUCGACGUUUUGACCAAAAAUAACGACAUGAUUCAAGCACGAAAAAAAGUGAAGACGGAGGCAGUCCAGGGCGAAGCUCAUGUGAUCCAAAAACUCGCAAAUUGUGUCUCAAAACUUGAGAUAGACACCCCCCAUAUGGAGGCAGGAGUGGAGCAAUACUAUCACGUGAAAAUACAAGAUUUACAAGUGGUCGUCAAUGAAAAAGCAAAAAAUGUCCGACGUUUACAGGCACAGAGAAAUGAACUAAACGCAAAGGUCCGGAUGUUGCGAGAGGAGCUCCAACUCCUCCAGGAGCAAGGAUCUUAUGUUGGUGAGGUCGUUAAACCAAUCGACAAGAAAAAAGUUCUCGUAAAAGUUCAUCCUGAAGGAAAGUUCGUCGUCGAUAUCGAUAAAGCAAUCAAAAUUGAGGACGUAACAGCAAAUUGUCGAGUCGCCCUGCGUAGUGACAGCUACGUUCUGCACAAGGUCUUACCAAAUAAAGUGGAUCCUCUCGUCUCUUUGAUGAUGGUUGAAAAAGUUCCAGAUUCAACUUACGAGAUGGUUGGUGGGUUGGAUAAACAGAUCAAAGAAAUCAAAGAAGUGAUUGAACUACCAGUAAAACAUCCGGAAUUGUUUGAAGCGCUUGGUAUCGCGCAACCAAAAGGUGUUUUACUGUAUGGACCUCCAGGAACUGGAAAAACUUUAUUGGCACGAGCUGUUGCUCAUCAUACUGAUUGUACUUUCAUUCGGGUCUCUGGAUCGGAAUUGGUCCAGAAGUUCAUCGGGGAAGGUUCGCGAAUGGUACGAGAGUUGUUCGUGAUGGCGAGGGAGCACGCACCUUCCAUCAUCUUCAUGGAUGAAAUCGAUUCAAUCGGAUCUUCACGCUUGGAAGGAGGGUCCGGAGGCGGGGAUUCGGAAGUUCAGAGGACAAUGUUGGAACUCUUGAACCAGUUGGAUGGUUUCGAAGCGCAUCAGAAUAUUAAGGUUGUCAUGGCUACAAAUAGAAUUGACAUUCUUGAUUCUGCUUUGUUGCGACCGGGACGUAUCGAUCGUAAAAUCGAGUUUCCCCCUCCUAAUGAAGAAGCUCGCUUGGACAUUCUGAAGAUUCACUCACGAAAGAUGAAUUUAACUCGCGGUAUCAACCUACGUAAGAUCGCCGAGCAGAUGCCGGGUGCAUCAGGUGCCGAGGUGAAGGGAACGUGCACAGAGGCAGGAAUGUACGCUCUUCGUGAAAGAAGGGUCCAUGUCACUCAGGAGGAUUUUGAAAUGGCUGUUGCCAAGAUCAUGCAAAAAGACACAGAGAGAAACAUGUCAAUUCGAAAACUAUGGAAAUAAGGAACUUGACAAAGACCCAUGUUACCAAUGCCUAGCUGCUUUUGUUCUCUGCACCAACCGUUGUCAAUUUAGAUUUAAAAAUUUCACAAUUUUUGCGCCAGUAGAAAAUUGUCUGUUUUGGUUUGACUUUGUUAGGAUUUUUUUGCUGUAUAGCGUCUGGCUUUGAAAUUAAUAAUUAGUUCCUCAAAAAUAGCAUGUUACCGUAUAUUUAGGAUAAACCAACAAAAUUCGUUCUAUGUUCACUGUUUAUUGCAAAUAAAUGGUUCUUGUGUGUAU
Molecule: messenger RNA, 1927 nt
Organism: Ciona intestinalis (vase tunicate)
Lineage: Eukaryota; Metazoa; Chordata; Ascidiacea; Phlebobranchia; Cionidae
Source: RefSeq, a predicted model, not a curated record